Molecule: messenger RNA, 2907 nt
Organism: Pectinophora gossypiella (pink bollworm)
Lineage: Eukaryota; Metazoa; Arthropoda; Insecta; Lepidoptera; Gelechiidae
Product: zinc finger protein draculin-like
Exons: 2
Coding region: 479-2644 (721 amino acids)
Source: RefSeq, a predicted model, not a curated record
UCACACUAACACACAGUAGGGAAUGACAUUUUUCAACUUUUCAUUCAAUCAAUCCAAUACAAUAAUUUCGACAUCGCUGACUCGUAUUCGUGAAGUUUUUUUGAAUAGAAUUGUUCAAUGUGAUUUACAUUUAGAGGUUGCGUGUUUACAAUGUGUCGGUUACAAGGUUAUUUUUCAGUGUAACGCAUAGUAGGCGGGCAGGUAAAGUUGAUGAUGCUCUAAUUACAAGCCGACCGAGACAAAAGGCUUUCGUCCUUCACACAUUAUCGGAGCAUUGUUUGAACAAGUCGUUAUCACGUAGUGCUAGUGAUUAUGGAGCUCUAACAAUAUUUACACUGCAUGUAAGUUACGCCCGGAGACUACUAAUAUAACUUACUUUAAUAUACCUAACACUUGGUGGAGGGUCUUAUCGCUUACUGUAGUUAUAUCACAAGAAGGUAAUUUACAGCGCUUGAUAUGGGUUUAGAAUAGAAUAACCAUGGCUAACUUAAGGAGAACUAGUGCUGGAAGUCGUGGUAAAACAAAGAAAUCAUUGACAGGUAACAGAAGUGGUACAGUGAUGAAAAACAAUAAUAUCAAGUUGAAAAAUGGUGCGAAUAUUCAAAGUUUGCGGGGCUUUACAGUAAGCAGUGGAAUUAACAAAAAUGCCUUACACAUUACCAAAGAAAUUAUGACUAGAAGUGGACGAAUAAUGAGGAAGAGCAAGGACGAUUUAAAAGUCAUGGAUAACAUACUAAAAAGUGAGUUGUUGAUUGAUGAUGACCGAAGAUCAAAAAGCUUACAAAGUUCACCAACAAAUGGAAUCAACAAUAAUGAUAUAGCAAUAAGUAACCAAAAUGAUACUGGAAUGUCUGUGAGUGAUCAUAAUGAAAAUAGCCCCAAAAGAAUAAGUAAAAGAAAAAAUAAUCCACCAUCAGGAACUGACAGUGCUGUCAAUUUUGUUGGUAAAAUAAGAGUGGCAAGGAAUAUUUUCAAGGAGAAUACAGACACUACUAAAAAGAGUCCAAAUAAGGAUAAGACUGGGUCAGACAAUAAGGAUAAUAGUAACUCUAAUAAGAAUAGUUCUAAAAAAAAUAAAGAUGAUAACCCUAAACCAAUGACUCCUAUAGAUGAGGUGCUUAGAGAAGAUGUUAUAAAUAAUAUGAAAAGUGUUCUCUCGCCUCCUGAAGAUGUACCUCCUCCGUUGCCAGAGAGUGACCAAACACAGAUACCGAAAACGAGGGCCCUAAGGCCUAAUACAUAUCGAGUUACAAAGAUAAAAUCAAUGAAUAUUGAUAAAUCAAAGACCAAGCAUGUGACAUUAAGUAACGGAAUAGUGUUAACAUUAUCUUUAGUGGAAUGUGACCACUGCCACAAAACAUACAACAACAAAGCUUCUUUAAGUAGACACAUCAUAAAGCAUAUGGAUUUAAAACCCAAUAAAUGUAAGUUUUGUCCAAGGAAGUUCCGUUACCGUUCCACGUUGAAGAAUCACAUUAAAAGACGUCACGCUACUGGGAAUGCUCUUGAAUUUCAUGUGUGUCAUAUCUGUGACAGGACUUUCCAAUUGUUAGACAAUUUAGAAUUACACUUGGCAACUCACAUAAAAGCGGAAAGCAACCUAAAGUGUAUGUACUGUGAAAAGAAAUUUUCAUACCGUUUACUUCUUCUACAGCAUGAAAAAACUCAUUUGGACACUGGCCGUUUCAAAUGCUACACAUGUGAAAUGACUUAUGAUUCCCGAGCCCAGUUAUCAAAGCAUAUUAAAGUACAUACUAAAGUGAAGGAUUACAUAUGUCAGUAUUGUGGGAAAGAGUUUAUGAAGUUGAAUUCUAUUAAGAGGCAUGUGAGAAUAUGUCAUGGUGGUCAUAGGGUUCAAUGUCCUAUAUGCGGCAAAGAUUUGAAGGGGCAUUUGGCUGAGCACAUGAGGGUUCAUGAACAGAACCGUCCCCACAUGUGUCCUGAUUGUGGACAAAGAUUUACCCAGUCCACACAGUUGAAGGUCCAUCGCCGUUCGCACACCGGUGACCGGCCUUACAUCUGUAGAAUAUGCAACCGUCCAUUUGGCCAUUCAAACGCCCUGAUGCUGCACAUAAGAAGACAUACUGGGGAGAAACCUUUUCCUUGUGCCAUGUGUCCUUUAACCUUCUCCCAACUGCCGCAUAUGAAAGCGCACAUGAGUAAGAUACAUGGUAAGGAUAGUGCUUACAAAUGUCAAAAAUGUGGACAGUUUUUCAAGCUAAAGAAUGAGUUGGAGAAGCAUGCGAAGGUCUGUAUUGUUGGAGCAAAGAAGAUAGCUUCAGAUGAGAUUGUGGCGACAGUCGAGGAGGUCGGGGUCGAGGUCGAGUUCGAGUCGACGACGACCUUAUCCAAGAUGAGAUUCCAGCUAGCCCUCCUUCUGAACAUGAUUGCUUCAAAAGAGAAACUCAAAUAUUUAGGUUUCAAUAAACGUCUCAUAGACGAUCUUCUAGUGGAAUCCCUUGAAGCUAUGGGUCGUGAGCCAUGCAAUGACUUAACCCUAUCGCCGCUAAAGCGUCUCAAAAAGAACAUCGAGUCGCUUCUCGAAGCGACCAUUCCAAAACAUCAAAUGGACAAAUUCAAAAGCGAAAACAAAACUACAGAGGAAUUGCUCACAUUACUGACAGAUGAAAAGAAGAAUGAGUAAAUUUGGGUAGUUAUUAAACAUGAACCGGUUAAAAUUAGCGUAUUACCUAGUUGCCAUUAUUUUUAGCACGCUUAUAUGUACAAGAUGUUGUAUCAUUCGCUGCCAGUAAUGUCUAAGUUUACUUAAGUGUCAUUUCAAUACUUCAAAAUUAAGUUUUUAAGCAUUUAAGUGCUACUAGGCAUUUUAAAUUAUUUAUUUAUUUCACAGUUGGGUGUUGAGGUAGCUUCCCUGGGGCCUUAUUUAUGAAUCGCUCGCUCUCAACU